AUGUUCGCCGUGUUCAGUCGAAGACGGGCCGAGUCUUGGGCAUCAGUACGUGAAGAGAUUGAUUCUGCGAUUCGAACCAUUGCGGGUCAGGUAGGGUCACCAGUGAAUAUCGGUGAGCUCGUGUUUGGGCUGACGAAGAACAUAACGUAUAGGUCCGCGUUUGGUUCAAUGUCAAAUGAAGGACAAGAUGAAUUCAUUAAGAUUUUGCAAGAAUUUUCAAAACUUUUUGGAGCAUUUAAUAUCGCUGAUUUUAUUCCCUCCUUGGGUUGGAUCCAAGGAGGAGAAUUCAAUAAGAGGCUAGCGAAUGCUCGAAAUUCGCUGGAUGGGUUCAUCGACAAGAUUAUCGAUGAACACAUGGAGAAGAAGAAGAACAAUAGCGAUGCAAAUGACACUGAAAUUGAUACUGAUAUGGUGGACGAAUUACUAGCGUUUUACAGCGAAGAUGACUUGAAAAAUGACUCGGAGGACUCACUUAAGGUCACCAGAGACAACAUCAAAGCUCUCAUAAUGGUAUGA
Molecule: messenger RNA, 516 nt
Organism: Ilex paraguariensis (yerba mate)
Lineage: Eukaryota; Viridiplantae; Streptophyta; Magnoliopsida; Aquifoliales; Aquifoliaceae
Source: the annotation of a GenBank genome assembly